AAACGCGGUAAAACGAUAUUCCGGUUUGUAGACGGAGGGGCAGCAGCAUGGCAUCCGACAGCACCAUGGCUAACGUUAACGGACGAGAGACCGUCUCCUCCCUGAACGGUGAGCCGGUGGUGAAGCGGCCACGGGAGAGCGCCUCCCAGGAGUCUCCUCUCCGGGUCCCUAAGGAGCCUCCGAACAAAGUGACCGUCGUGCUCGGGGCGCAGUGGGGCGACGAGGGCAAAGGAAAAGUUGUGGACUUGCUCGCCAUGGAUGCGGAUAUCGUCUGCAGGUGCCAGGGAGGCAACAACGCAGGUCACACGGUGGUUGUGGACUCAGUGGAGUAUGACUUCCACCUGCUGCCCAGUGGAGUGCUCAACAAGAAGGCUGUGUCCUUCAUUGGCAACGGAGUGGUGAUACACCUGCCAGGUCUGUUCGAGGAGGCAGAAAAGAACCUGCAGAAAGGCAAAGGAUUACAAGGAUGGGAGGACAGAUUGAAGAUCUCUGAUCGUGCCCACAUUGUGUUCAACUUCCAUCAGGCUGUUGAUGGAAUCCAGGAGCAGCAGCGUCAGCAGCAAGAAGGGAAAAAUUUGGGAACCACUAAAAAGGGGAUCGGUCCUGCCUACUCCUCCAAAGCUGCCCGGAACGGCCUGCGAGUCUGCGACCUUGUCUCGGAUUUCAAGGUUUUUGAGGACAAGUUUCGCAUGUUGGCAGAACAUUUCCUGACGAUGUAUCCAAACCUCAACGUCGACACUGACAGUGAACUGGAGCAGCUGAAGGGAUAUGCAGAGAGGCUGCGUCCUCUGGUGACUGACGGGGUGUACUUCAUGCACAAAGCUCUUACUGGUCCCAGUAAGAAAAUCCUGGUGGAGGGAGCCAACGCCGCUCUGCUGGAUAUUGACUUUGGGACGUAUCCGUUCGUGACGUCUUCUAACUGCACUGUGGGAGGAGUGUGCACAGGCCUUGGCGUGCCUCCAUCGCACGUCGGCCGAGUGUAUGGCGUCGUCAAAGCGUACACCACCCGGGUGGGCGUUGGUGCUUUCCCAACAGAGCAGGAUAAUGACACUGGAGCACUGUUACAGUCCAGAGGGAGAGAGUUCGGCGUGACGACGGGCAGGAGGAGGCGUUGUGGUUGGCUGGACCUGAUUUUGGUCAGAUACGCCCACAUGGUCAAUGGCUUCUCUGCAAUCGCCCUGACAAAGCUGGACAUUUUGGACACACUGCCAGAGAUUAAAGUGGGCGUGGCCUAUAAGGUCGAUGGACAACCUCUACCAAGUUUCCCCGCAAACAUGGACGUAUUGACGCGGGUGUCAGUGGACUACAAGACGUUUCCCGGCUGGUGCUGCAGCACUGAAGCAGCCCGGAGCUUCGAGGAGCUGCCGUCGCAGGCACAGAACUACAUUCGGUUCAUCGAGGACUUCCUGCAAGUGCCAGUGAAGUGGGUCGGAGUCGGCAAGUCCAGAGAGAGCAUGAUCAAACUGUUUUGAUCCGACCUGCCGGGCUCCUCAACAACAGCUCAGAUGAUAACUUCAGGUUUUGAUAGGAUUGCCAGAGGAGUUUAAAAUGCAAACUCUUCUAAAGGAAAUACUUCACCAGCAAGGCUAUUUGUGAAACGUUUAGUUGCUGCUUGUGCGUUACAUUUACAGUAAUUCUUCUAAGAGAUAAUUUAUGCAUUCCACAUAAGUUUUCCUAUAUUUAUUAGGUUGUUAACUUUUAAAACAUGAUGCAAACGGAUCAGUUAUUCUUUAUUCCAUUCCAGAGUAAAGCGGUUUAUUGUUUUUAGCUUUUGAAGCUGCUUAACCUUAACUGAUUUGUUCUCCAUGUUAUUUUUUAAAACAUUUGAAGAGCCGUUGAUGAACAGAUGCAGAAGCCUUCGUAUUAAAGGGCACAACACAAUAAAGCAAGAGAUUAUUUUCAGGCUUUGUAAUGAGAUGGAAGAACGAUUGAAAGCCAUCGCACAAUCACUCCGAUUGUGAACUUUUCUAUUUAACAAUUUUAAAACACUUUAAAAACAUGAAUGCAUCUCAGUUAAGUUUGUAACAAUAUUUUCACAAUGAUUGUUGGAAUAAACAUUUUUAAAUCAUCAUCAGAACAGAUAAUUCAACACUAAGCAGUCUGAGUUUGAAUAGAUGUUUUCUUCAUAAUAACUGGGGGAACGUAAUUCCUCGUCCACACAGAGACACUGGCUGGUCUUUGAGAAGUUUGUGUAAAUGUAAGAAAAUGGCCAGUGAGCAGUAAUGUACCAGGGUAUAUCUCAAUAUGUUUCCUACACCAUUCAUUCAUUGUCAAUGAUGUAAAAGACUCUUACUCAGCUUGCUGUUACCAAUAAAAGGAAACUAACAUUUA
Molecule: messenger RNA, 2331 nt
Organism: Epinephelus lanceolatus (giant grouper)
Lineage: Eukaryota; Metazoa; Chordata; Actinopteri; Perciformes; Serranidae
Gene: adss2l
Product: adenylosuccinate synthase, like
Biological process (GO): IMP metabolic process; 'de novo' AMP biosynthetic process
Cellular component (GO): cytoplasm
Molecular function (GO): adenylosuccinate synthase activity; GTP binding
Source: RefSeq, a predicted model, not a curated record